AUGCCAUCAUUAACUAUACCUAUGACAAGUAAUAUUAAUAUGACAAAUUUAUGUAAACGAACUUUAACACAUAAUAUAGUUACUUGUCCUUCAACACCAAGUACAAUAGAAAUAGAACUAAAGAUGCCCUUCAAAGUUCGCAUCUCAAAAUUUCGUCAUGUAUUUGGUACUCCUUACCGUGAACAAGAUUGUUAUAAAAAUAUUGCUAUAACACGUAAUGCACAUGAUGGAAGUUUUUGUGCAGUUAAUUCAAAAUUUUUAGCAAUUGUUACUGAAACAUCUGGUGGUGGUAGUUUUCUUGUUAUUCUUCUAUCUGAGGUUGGUCGUGUCGAUGUCGAUCAUCCACGUAUAACUGGUCAUCGUGGUCCAGUCGUUGAUCUUAAAUUUAAUCCAUUUAAUGAUAAUGAAAUAGCAUCAUGUUCAGAUGAUGGAACAGUUAAAGUUUGGUAUAUACCAAAUGAAGGUUUAAAAACUGAUACAUAUCAAUGGAAAGUUGAUUUACAUGGACAUCAACGACGUGUAGAUUAUAUUGAAUGGCAUCCAACUGCACAAAAUCUUAUAUUAAGUGCUGGUCUUGAUCAUCAAGUUGUUUUAUGGAAUGUUGAACGUGCGGAACCAAUACAAGUUUAUCGUUGUCAUCCGGAUGCCAUACAAUCAAUAACAUGGAACAGGAAUGGUUCAUUAUUUGCAACUACUUGUAAAGAUAAACAUAUACGUGUUAUUGAACCUCGUACUGGUCGAAUCAUUGCUAAAGGAAUUGGUCAUCAAGGUCCAAAGACAUCCAAAGUUGUGUUUUUAGGUGAUACUAAUCGUCUUCUAUCAACUGGUUUUGGUAAACAAUUUGAACGACAAAUAUCAAUUUGGAAUGCUAAUGAUUUAUCAAAACCAUUAACAGUUGAAACUGUUGAUUUUAGUGCCGGUGCUCUUAUUCCAUUUUAUGAUCAUGAUACACAUACAGUUUAUUUAGCUGGAAAAGGUGAUGGAAAUAUUCGUUAUUAUGAAGUUAGUGAUCAAGGUGAACCAUAUUUAUAUUUUCUUUCUGAAUAUAAAUCAUCAUCACCACAACGUUGUCUAGGUAUAAUGCCUAAAAUUGGUCUUGAUGUAACACGUAAUGAAAUAAUGCGUUUCUAUAAAUUAUAUGCUACUGGAUCUGUAUGUGAACCUAUAUCAAUGAUUGUUCCGCGUAAAGCUGAAGCAUUUCAAUUAGAUAUUUAUCCGGACACACCAGGACCAUAUCCUGCAUUAUCAUCCGAUGAAUGGAUAUCUGGUAUUGAUCGUGAUCCAAUAUUGGUAUCAAUGAAAGAUCGUAUUGAAGGUACAAAUAUGCCUAAAAUUACAACAUAUAGAACACUUGAUUCAACUACAUCUACACCCGUUCUUCCUCAUCGUGGAACACAGCAACGUACAGUGCAACCACCUAUUGCUGAAGUUGCACCUACACCUAAACAAAAUGUCAAUGAUCAGUCUCUAACAUCUUCUAUGUCACAUGAAAAAUUAUCAAUAAAUACGCAACAACAACCACCACCACCACCACAACAAUCAGCUAAUAAAGGUUUAAGAAAAAUAGAAUCAUUAAAAAUGCCAGCUACAAGUGUUGAAUUCAAUAAUGUUAGUAGAAAAGAGGAAAAAAAAUCAGCUGUUGAAGAACGACGUCAGUUUUCAACUCGACGUCGUUUAGGACGUACAAGUUCACGUGGUAUCUUAUUAAAUACCAGUGAUGAAGUUUUACCUUCUCCUCCUCUUCUACCAGAACGUAAACAUGUAUCACCUCAACCAAUGGCUAGUCCAACAUCAAAAGAUUCGAAAUCAUCAUCACGUCAUAGUCUUUAUAAAACACUUCGUUCAUCAUUUAAACCUUUUUCAUCACCAUCAUCAAAAAAAUUAAGUCAUGCAAGUUCUACACCUGAUCUUUCAUCAGUACUAUCAGAUAAUAAAAAUUCGAAAGAUGAUGAUGAUACAUCAUCAUCCAUUGAAAAUCUUUCCAAACAUUAUUCAUCUUUAACUAUACCAAAACAACGUCCACCUGGUUCAAUUCUUAAACAAAGAUCUCAACCACCUCAGCAUCCAGUUCAUGUUCAAGAAGAACCAAUUUAUAUUUCAUCAGCUUGUGUACCUUUAAAUAAACCUGUCAUUCAAUCAAUCAUACGUGAUCAGAAUGUCAAUGUAACAGAGAGAGAUAAAUUUCAAAAUCAAAUUAGUCAACAUCAACAACAAUCUCAAACAUCCAUAAAUAAUAAUAAUAACAAUCAAAAUCGUCGUAAUGUUGAAGUAAAAAAGAAAGUAUGGAGUGUAGAUGCACCUGAACAACAACAACAACAACAACAACAACAGAUGUUUCAUCAUGUUAAUGGUAAUGGGCAUUAUCCAUCAGGUCAACAACCAAAUGGAGUUGAUUAUCGUCAAGCAUUUUUAAAACAACAAGAAGAAGUUCAAUCAUUACGUGAACUUAUGUUAUUAAAAGAUAAUCGUAUUCGAUUACUUGAAGAUGAAUUACGUGUAUUAAAAAAUCAAUGUGAACAUCAAGAGAAUGAACAAAUAAGAUAA
Molecule: messenger RNA, 2544 nt
Organism: Adineta steineri
Lineage: Eukaryota; Metazoa; Rotifera; Eurotatoria; Adinetida; Adinetidae
Source: the annotation of a GenBank genome assembly